Osmia lignaria (orchard mason bee) is the source of this 2112-nucleotide messenger RNA. Its product is annotated as carcinine transporter. Gene Ontology annotation, molecular function: transmembrane transporter activity. Gene Ontology annotation, cellular component: membrane. The record is from RefSeq and is a predicted model, not a curated record. Gene Ontology annotation, biological process: transmembrane transport. NCBI's taxonomy places the organism in Eukaryota, Metazoa, Arthropoda, Insecta, Hymenoptera, Megachilidae.
GUUCAUAGUGUACCAAGAUUGAUCACAGGUUAUGUGAUUAAGAAUUUUUUUAUUAAAAGUGAUAAUACAUCAAGAUGCCAGUGCAAUCUAAAUUAUCUACAUUAUUCCCUUGGAAUGUACCAGCGGAAGAAGCUCCGACUCUCGACGAUAUACUAAUUUACAUGGGUCAAUUCGGCAAGUACCAAAAGUACCUAUUCGGCGUGCUGACAAUUUUCUGCGUGUUUUUAUCCUUCGUCUACUUCUCCCAAGUGUUCCUCACGGUUUUGCCCGCCGAGUACUGGUGCAAACUUCCUCAGGUCGAAAGUAUGCCGGUCGAUAGGCUACGCGAGAUUCUGAUACCUAAAUCGAAGCUUGUACCAUUCGAGGGCCAUCACCUGCCUUACUCGAGAUGCUGGAUAUACGAUUUACCGGUAGAAACGGCGAUAAAGAGAAACAUGUCCGACGAAAGUUGGCCGAUGAAAAAAUGUAACGUCUGGGAGUACAAGACGACCAAGAGCGGCGUGCCUUACAUGUCCAUCGCGGCCGAACAGAAUUGGGUCUGCGAUCACGCGUACAAAGUAACACUAGCCCAAAGCAUCUACUUCGUCGGUUCGAUUUUCGGUGGUUUGAUAUUCGGUUGGUUGGCCGACAAAUACGGCCGGGUACCAACUCUGGUGAUAACGAAUUUACUGGCGUUAAUUGGUGGUAUCAGCACAAUUUACUCGAAGAAAUUCUGGCAUUUCUGCGCGUGCAGGUUCGUCGUUGGCAUAGCCUACGACAACAUGUUCGUGAUCGCUUACAUACUCGUUCUGGAGUACGUAGGACCAAACUGGCGCACGUUCGCCGCCAACAUGUCCUACGGGACAUUCUAUGCCCUCGGGGCGAUGAGCUUGCCCUGGAUAGCAUACGGGAUAUCCGAUUGGAGGUUGUUCGCUGUGGUAACGGCCGUUCCGAUGGCCGUCGUGAUCGUCGCACCUUUCGCCAUCCCUGAAAGCAUCAGGUGGCUGAUCAGUAUGGGACGAAUAAACAGAGCGAUGCAAAUCCUGCGAAAAAUCGAGAAGGUAAACAAUGUAAAAUUACCCGAGGACGUGUACGAAGAAUUCCUCGAGGACUGUAACAGAACGGCGGACACGUUGUCUUUGGAAGUUCACACCUUGCUGGAUUUGUUCAAAACCAAACGCCUGAGGAGAAUCACUAUAUUACUGCUCCUCUCGUGGGGAGGCAUUCAGAUGGCAUACGACGGUCACGUCAGGUGUCUAACGUCCCUUGGUAUAGACGUUUUCACGACCUUCACUAUCGCCUCUGCCACCGAAUUUCCUGCAGAGGUGCUCAUCAUCUACGUUCUGGAUACGCUUGGUCGAAGAUGGACACUGUUCGCCGCGGUCUUCAUCUCGGGUUCCUUCAGUCUUAUGGCCGCCACCGUCCACGUAGGCGUUACCUAUGCAACAUUCGCGAUUUGCGCCCGGUUCUUCAUCAACAUCGCCGCGAACAUCGCGUUGCAAUACGCUGCAGAACUGCUGCCAACGGUGGUUCGAGGCGAGGGUAUAGCUUUCAUUCACGUGAUGGGAUACGUCACCUCCAUACUCAGCCCUUUCAUCGCUUUCUCCGAAAGGAUAAUGUACAAUCUACCGAUGAUCAUCCUCGGAUUGUCGUGCGUCUUCGCUGCGAUAUUGUGCCUGUUCCUACCGGAAACGCUGAUGGAACAGAUGCCGCAGACUCUGUUGGACGGCGAGCUGUUCGGCAUCGAUCAGUCCUUCUGGGAGACACCGUUCACGAAAAAGGAACCCCUGGAACCAAGAGGGCAUCACUUGCACGCGAAACGUCCUUUCGUCCGGCCGGAACCAAUGCGCAGCAGCAUGAUUUCCGGUGCCGUGGGUAACAGGAGGAGAAUCGCCGCUAUUCAACAACGAGCGAGAUCAGCUCCCUCCGACUUGUAAAAGCAACACGAGGGGUGAACAAAGAGCAACGAGAAGGAAUUAACAGACAGACGCGUUGUUUAUUUGUAAUUUUAUUCUAUAAAUAAGUUCCUUAGGAUAUUCGUUAAGUUGAAGGCAUUAGGGUAGGAAAAUAAAAACUUUUGUACAUAAUUUUUAUUUCUUAGAAAAAAUUUAUUUUUACGGGGGACGAUGUGGA